Molecule: messenger RNA, 1812 nt
Organism: Lolium perenne
Lineage: Eukaryota; Viridiplantae; Streptophyta; Magnoliopsida; Poales; Poaceae
Product: SNF1-related protein kinase regulatory subunit gamma-like PV42a
Cellular component (GO): cytoplasm; nucleus
Source: RefSeq, a predicted model, not a curated record
AAAACAGUAGUACGAAAAUCCGUUGGAGAACCGAGGCAUCGAUUUAGUUUACAGGUCUACUAGUUUUGUAGCGAAACUUUGGACGUGGCCACGGACUCGUGGUGGUCGGUGGCUCGCUGCACCACGUUGCUUUCCACACGGCAGCCAGACACGCGAUGCAGCCUCGCUGCUCGCCACGUACAGCCUCACUCGAAGCGCUCGAUCCGAACGCCAUUAAAAACUCAUCCAGAACACACAGCUCAUCUCCUCACUUCCUCACUCCAGUACUGGUGCAGUGCACUACCAAAAAUCCUUCAGAUCGACAAUGGCGCAGAUGCGAGCGUACGGCGACGAGCAGCAGCAGCAAGAAUCCCUGCACGGCCACGGCCGCGACAAGGACGGCGCAGGCGGCGGCGAGAGCAACAAGAAGGCGCGCGCGGGCCUCUGCGGCGUCCUCCGGGAGCGCAAGGUGCUGGAGCUGGCGCGCGCCAAGCAGCGGCUGGUGGAGGUCCCCUACACGGCCACGCUGGCCAACGCGGCCAACGCGCUCCUCGCCGGCCGCGUCUCGGCCGUCACCGUGGCCGCGCCGCCCGGCCACUGGAUCGGCGCCGGCGGGUCCAUGAUCGUCGAGUCCGACCCCGCCACCGGCGUCGCCCGCAAGCACUACAUCGGCAUGGUCAACAUGCUCGACAUCCUCACCCACAUCGCCGAGGCCGGCCACGAUGAUGAUGCUGCCGCCGUCGGGAAUGGCCCGGCCGCGCCGCCGGAGGCCAUCGACCUCGACCACCGCAUGUCCGUGCCGGUGUCCUCCGUCAUUGGCCACUCCCUGGAGGGCCUCACCCUGUGGACGUUCCACCCAAACACAAGCCUGCUGGACUGCAUGGAGACGUUCAGCAAGGGCGUGCACCGCGCGCUGGUGCCGCUGGAGAGCUCGGCGGAGAACGUGGUGGCGGUGGAGCUGGUUGAGUCCGCGCCGGUCUACAGGAUGCUCACGCAGAUGGACGUGGUCAGGUUCCUGCGCGCGCACGGCGCCGAGCUCGGCGGCGUCCUGUCGCGCACCGUCCGGGAGCUCGGCGCGGCGAGCGAGGCCGUGCUGGCCGUCGCGAACCGCACCAAGGUGAUUGAGGCCAUCAGGACGAUGCGGGCGGGGUCGCUCACCGCCGUCCCCGUCGUCGACGCCCCCGUUGACGCGUACAUCCUGCAAGACGGGAGAGGAAAGAAGGUGGUGGAGACGUUCUCGGCGACGGACCUGCGCGACUGCCCGGUGGCGCAGCUGCGGUCGUGGCUGGGGACCACCGUGGCGGAGUUCAAGAAGAAGGUGGCCGAGUACCGGCGGGAUGGCAGCAAGCCACUCGACGCGGCGACCGGCGUCCAGGCCACGGACGACGGUGAUACCGCCGGCACCACCGUGGACGCUGGUGGCGUGGCGGGCACCGGCAACGAAGAGAAGCCGCCGCGGCCGCGGGAGAUGGUGACGUGCUCCAUGGACAGCACGCUCGGGGAGGUGAUCGAGAAGGCGGCGGCGAGCCAUGUGCACCGCCUGUGGGUCGUCGACGACGGCGAGGAGGCACUGCUGCGCGGGGUGGUGUCGCUGACCGACGUGCUCCGGGUGGUCAGGGAGGCCGCCCUCGACGAGGACCGGGAGCUGCAGAACUUUGUCGUUCUAGAGUAAUUUUUUUCGGUCUUACACGUUCAACUGUUGUACUGUGACGACGGAUGGGCGCGUGAGUUUGUAUCAACUGUUGUACUGACCCGUUCCCUGUGUCCUGAUUGCCUCUAGAGUAGUUGUGUAAAAGGGCCAACGAAAAAUCACGCACGCCAAUUAUAUCUGAA